CUGCACAUGCGCAAUGGUUCACACACCUGCAGAGCGAUGAGAGUCGAAAUAGGAAGUGAAACACUGCGAACUUGAUGCAAACAUUGUCUAAAAACACAUAACUGUUUAUCUGGAAAGGAUCUGAACCCGCGUGGGAACAUGUUUAAGAAACUCAAGCAGAAGAUUAACGAGGAGCAGUCUCCACAGCGGAAUGCGCAGUCACCACAGGCCCAGGUGGGUCCUGGUGGCGACAGACGUGGCAGCCACACGCCUUCCCUGCCGCGCGACGGACCUGUGUUGCCUAGUGACAGAGAGGUUGACUCCCCCGCUUCUGGUGUAGGUGUGAGGUCUCCCAGAGGAAGCAUCAAUGGAGAUGGGGGUGCUUCUCCUCAGAGGGCCGAGCCCCAAUCGCUGGCCCAGAAGCUCCUGAAGGUUCCCUCAGUGGAGUCCCUGCUCCGCUCAGCCGGCCGUGCCGAGGGCCUGUUCCGCUCUGCCUCCCGGGAGUCCCUGCCCCCCCUGGGGGAGGCCGAACCCCCCGCUUACGACCCCCCCUCCGACCUGGAGAGCGAGGUGGAGGAGGGAGAAGGCGGUGAGGGGGGGGAGGUGUCUAAGGAACAUCAGUCUCACCGUCUGGCCAGGCUGGAGAAGAGCCUGGGCAAGUACCGAGUGAAGUACUCUGAGCUGGUGACAGCGUACCGUUCAGUACAGAGGGAUAAAGAGAAAACCCAGGUUAUCCUCAGCCAGAGUCAAGACAAAGCCUUGCGAAGGAUAGGAGAGCUGAGAGAGGAGCUUCAGAUGGACCAGCAGGCUAAGAAGCACCUGCAGGAUGAGUUUGAUUCUGUGCUGGAGGAGAAAGAUCAGAUGAUCACAGUUCUGCAGACACAGGUGGCCCUGAUGAAGAAGCGCAUGCAGGGGGCUGCUGGAGGAGCCAUGACCCAGGACAGUGAGCCAUCCCUGGGCCAGGAGACUGCAGACCCUACCACCCCCCAGAGCCCCUCCAGAGACCCUGCAGCAGACUCAGGCGCCAGUGAUGCAGGGGGCGAUGGGGGUCCAGGCCAGACCUUGCAGGCGCUGCAGAAGAGGGUGAAGAGGCAGGAGAACAUCCUCCAGAGGUGUAAGGAAGUGUUGAGGACCCAUCAGGAGCGCAGCGUUCAACUGGGCAGUGAGAACGAGGUUCUGCAGCAGCAGCUGCAGGAGAGGCUGCAGGAGCUGGAGAAGACCAAGGAGCUCCACACCACAGAGAAGACCAAGCUGAUCACUCAGCUGCGUGAUGCCAAGAACCUGAUAGAACAACUGGAGCAGGACAAGGGCAUGGUGAUUGCAGAGACGAAGAGGCAGAUGCAUGAGACUCUGGAGAUGAAGGAGGAGGAGAUUGCAGCGCUGCGCUCCAGAGUCCAGCAGGCCACUGCUCAGAGGGACCUGCUGCAGGAGCACCGAGAACACUCAGAGAGGGCAGCAUUUGAGGAGCUGGAGAGAGCUCUGAGCGUGGCCCAGCGGGCGGAGGAGGCGCGGAGGCAGCUGGAGGAGCAGGUGAAGGAUGUGGAGCGGGCCGGGGAAGAGGAGAGGAGGAAUCUGCAGCAGGAACUCAGCCGAGUCAAACAGGAAGUGGUCACCAUCAUGAUGAAGUCUUCGGAGGAGAAGGUUUGUGAGCUGGAGAAGCAACACAAAGAGGCGCUGGAGCAGAAGGAGCAGGAGGCCCUCGCUAGGAUCAGCCAGGCUGUGGAGCAGUGUGAGCAGGUGUGUGAGCAGGCGUCCAAGGAGCGGGUGCAGCAGGCAGUGCUGGAGCUGGAGGAAAUGCAGCUGCAGAGAGCUGCUCUGGAGGCAGCCGCCCUGAGCCGCGCCCAGGAGGUAGAGUUAGACCUGGAGGCAGCCAGGACGAGGAUACUGGAGCUGGAGAGUUGUCAGGCGCAGAGUGAGCCGGCUGCAGACCAGGCCUCCCAGCUGGGGCAGGAGCACAGGCCAGGCCUGGAGGCUGGGCAGCAGGAGGCCCUGGAUAAGAGGCUGCAGGAGGAGGAGGCACGGCACAGGAAGGAGCUGGAGGAGGUCAGGCUGCAGCACCAGGAGUCUCUGGGAGGUGUGGAGAAAACACUGAAAGAAGAGUUGAACAAGCUGAAGACGGCGUUGCAGGGAAAAGAAGAGGAGCUGGAGGAGCACCUGCAGCGAGAAAGCAGGCUGAUGGAGGAGGCGGAGGCCACGCUGCAGGAACGCGACGUCAACGCUCGGGACCUGGAGGAGACCCGGCAGAGACUGGAGGCCGCUCGGAAUGCUGAGGAAGAACUGCACCACUGCAAUACUCAGCUGGACCAGCUCACAGACGAGCUCAGACGCUGUCACAGCAAGCUAGAGGACUUGGAGCGACACAUGGAGGCUGCACAGAGAGACUGUCUGCAGAAGGAAGAGGCUCUUCAGCUCAAAGUGAAAGAGCUUCAGGAGACAGAGCUGCAGUUACAGCAGACUAGGAAGGAACUCUCGGAGCAAGAUGAGAGGAUGUGUGAGAAGUGGAGGGCUGGGCAGGAGCUGCAGGAGAGGCUGAAGAAACAGCUGGAAGACCAGAAAGCUUCUCACGAGAAGAAAAUUGAAAAUGUCAGGAAAGACAUCGAGGGCAAGUCGAAGGCUCAGGAGACGAAGAUGGAGAAAUUUAAACAGAAAGCAAAAGAGAUGCAGGAGAAGCUUAAGAAGAAGCUCCAGGAGAGCGAGGAGGCACUGAAGGAGAGCAAGGUGGCUCUGAAGGAGAAGGAUGCGGCGCUGCAGCAGCAGGAGCAGGAGGCGCAGGCCCGGUUUCUGCUGGAGAAGUCUCGAGAGCUGGAGGAGGUGUCCCAGCAGGUUGGGAGGAGCAGGGAGGUGCAGGAGCAGGCCCAGCAGGAGGUGAGAGACCUGAGGGAGGAGCUGGCCAUCCGGGAGACCACAGUACAGAAGUUGCAGGCUGAACUGAGGGAGGCUGCGUCCCAGCGGGAGGCCCUGGCGGACAGGGAGCGCAGGCUAAAGCAGCAGCUCGAGGGCUUGGAGAGGAACCUCAGCCAGACCCUCAGCCAGAAGAACCACACCCAGGACCAGCUCAGUAGGACCGGGGAAGAGAGCAAGGCCAAGCUGCAGACGCUGUCCCACAGAUGCGAGGACGCGGAAAGGAAGCUGCAGGCCCUGGAGGCUUCGCGCUCCCUUGAGGACGACCUGCGGCGGACGCUGGAGGAGGAGUUUCAGACACGGUCCGCUGCAGUCAGCCAGCAGCUGGAGCAGGUCUGUAUGGAGAUCCACACCAGGAUGGAGGGAGCAGCGGGUCAGCUCUGUGAACGGGUGGAGGCCAGGGUGGGAGAGCUGCAGGACAGGGUGUUCCGCAGUCAGAAAAGGGUGGCGCACCUUAAAAAUGUCCUCCUCACCAAGGUGGACAGAAUCCGCACUUUAGAGGAGGGUAUCCGGCAGAGGUCGGAGGAGAACCAGAAGCUAUGCAGUUCAGUAGAGCAGGUGACUUCUCAGCUCCAAGCGCACACGGAGCGAAUCCAAGCCUUAACAACGGAAAGAGUCUCUCUACUGGCCGAUGCAGAGAAGCACUCUCAGGCUCUCUCAAAGAAAGCCCUCCGUGUGCAGCAGCUCAGCCAGGAGAACACUGCCAUCUCAGAGACUGUUAAAAGUAGCACGUUGCACAUCAGCAACCUGGAGAGGAUGGUCCAGGACCUAAAGACCCAGCUAGUGGGGAAGGAGGAGGAGAGGCAGCAGGAGCAGCAGGAGCUGCUAAGACAGAUGGAGGACAGGAUGGAGAAACUCCACCAGGACAAGAUGGCCGCCACGGAGAAGGCUGAGUCGCUCAAGGACAACCUGUCAGAGUUCAAGGGCAAGGCAGAGGCCAAGUUCACCCAGAACCACGACACAGUCCAGGCCCUGCAGGCCCGGCUGGAGGGGAUGGAGAGGCAGGUGGCGGAGAGGGACGAGGAUCUGCGGAGGCUGGAGCAGGCCAGUGGGGACCGUCAGUCCAUCAGCAAGUCUGAGAUGGACCAGGCCCUGAGCGAGAAGGAGCAGAAGAUGAGUGCGCUGGGGGCGGAGCUGGAGCGCUGCAGCGUGACCCUCAGUGAGCGGGAGCAGCAGCUGGCCGCUAGGACCCGGGAGUGUGAGCAGCUCACGGCUGAUCUGAGGCAGCAGCGCAGCCUCUGGGAGGCUGAGAGGAAGGAGAGGAGCGGGCAGCUGCAGCUCUCCCAGGACCAGUCCAGCCAGCGUGCCCAGGAGGCAGAGGAGAAGCUGCAGGCCCUGGAGAGGGAGAAGGUGAGGCUCAGACAGGAGCUGCAGGUACAGAAGAAGGACUUUGAGAAGAAGGAAGAGGAGGUGCUGAGGAGUCAGGAGGAGAGGCUGAUGGCGGAGGGCGCCGGGAAAAUGUCAGAGCUGAAGAAGAAGGCUGAGCAGAAGAUUGUCCAGAUCAGGAAGCAGCUCAACUCCCAGCUGGAGGAGAAGGACAGGAGCAUUAGGAGCCUACAGGCUCAGCUGGAGGAAGUGAAGAAGGAGGUAAAGGAGCAGGAGCAGAACAACAACAGCCUUCUUGCUCAGCUGGAGGAGGUGAAGGAGCAGAGUCUGAAGACCUUGCAGGCUCAGCUGGAGGAGGAGAAGGAGCAGAGUCUGAAGACCUUGCAGGCUCAGCUGGAGGAGGAGAAUGAGCAGAGUCUGAAGACCUUGCAGGCUCAACUGGAGGAGGAGAAGGAGCAGAGUCUGAAGACCUUGCAGGCUCAGCUGAAGGAGGAGAAGGAACAGAGUCUGAAGACCUUGCAGGCUCAGCUGGAAGAGGAGAAGGAGCAGAGUCUGAAGACCUUGCAGGCUCAACUGGAGGAGGACAAGGAGCAGAGUCUGAAGACCUUGCAGGCUCAGCUGGAGGAGGAGAAGGAGCAGAGUCUGAAGACCUUGCAGGCUCAACUGGAGGAGAAGAAGGAGCAGAGUCUGAAGACCUUGCAGGCUCAGCUGGAGGAGGAGAAGGAGCAGAGUCUGAAGACCUUGCAGACUCAGCUUGAGGAGGAGAAGGAGCAGAGUCUGAAGACCUUGCAGGCUCAACUGGAGGAGGAGAAGGAGCAGAGUCUGAAGACCUUGCAGGCUCAGCUGGAGGAGGAGAAGGAGCAGAGUCUGAAGACCUUGCAGGCUCAGCUGGAAGAGGAGAAGGAGCAGAGUCUGAAGACCUUGCAGGCUCAGCUUGAGGAGGAGAAGAUGACCAGGCAGGAAGCCCUGGAGGAGAGGAGGAGAGAGCUGCAGGGCUCCAUGUCGGAGCUGAGGAAAGAGCAGGAGAAGCGCCUGGAACAGGUACGCAGCGAGGAAAGGCUGGAGAGGGACAGUUGUCUACAGAGGCUGAAAGACAUGUACGAGCAGAAACUGGCUUCCCUCCAGAAAGAAGACAAAGAGGAGGAGAACCAGCCCGAUAAGACUGCAGCUAUGCAAGAAGAGAUCAGGCAGAAGCUCAGAGAGGCGGAGGAGCAGAACGCUCUCCUCCAAGCAGAACUCAGCCGUCUGGGCCGAGAUUCGGAGGACAGGAGCCGGGCCGCCACAGCUCCCAAGAGGGAGGAGGAGAAAAACUGCCUCCUGGAGGACGGGCCGGGAGGCUCUCUGCAGAGCCAGCUGGCGGAGGCGACAGUUGAGAUGCAGAAAGUCCAGAGGGAGUUCCUGCGGCUGCAGGAAGACAUGCGGGCGCUGAGGCGGGAGCACCAGCAGGAGCUGGAGCUUGUCAGGAAGGAGCUGGGCGAGGAGAACGACAGGAAGCUUCAACUGGAGGUGGAGGAGGUGGAAGCCAGACACAGCUCGUCUCUGAAGCAACUGAUGAGGGAGUUCAACACGCAGCUGGCUGUGAAGGAGAGGGAUCUGGACGCUGCAGUAAAGGAGGCCAUCGGAAGGGCCCAGGGUGUGGAGGCUGAACUCAUGACCGGCCACAGGGAGGAGGUCUCCCAGCUGCACAAGCAGAUCUCCCAGAAGGAGGACGAUAUGCAGAAGACGGUCCAAAGAUAUGAGGAGGUGCUGCAGAGUCGUGAACAGGAGAUGGGGGACAGGGUGUGGCAGGUGCAGAAGGAGAUGGAGGACCUUCACACCAGGAUGCAGGACAACCCCCAGGAUGGGAUGGAGGAGCUGCAGGCCCAGCUAGCUCAGAAGACCACUCUGUUGAGUGAGGCCAGGCUGAAGGAGCAGGGACUGGUUGACAGGAUCCACUUACUGGAGGACAAGAUGAGAUGCGUCCACAGGAACUCAGUAGUGACCCAUCUAACAAGCUCUUACAAAGGUGUUCAUGGUGCUGACGGACUCUCGGAGCCCACAGAGUUUGAGUACCUGAGGAAGGUUCUGUUUGAGUACAUGAUGGGGCGAGAAACCAAGACCAUGGCCAAGGUGAUCACCACCAUGCUAAAGUUUCCUCCAGACCAGGCCCAGAAGCUGCUGAAGAACGAGGACUCCAAGACCGCUCCCUGGCUACGCGUGGAGGGAUUCAGUUGAGGGAUGGAUGCUGCUACAGGGCCAGACUGCCAUGGACUUAAUUAAACCCAUCUCCUGUGUGUGUGAUUUUUAACAUGUAAGUGUUUGUGUGGUUGUUAGGGAGUAAUGGUGUGUGUGUGUGGUCAUUAGGGUAUAAGUAUGAGUGUGUGUGGUUGAAUGCUGUGAGGGAGCUUGAUAAAAUAUGCAGAGAUCAGAUAAAUUCUUCCAUGAUUUAAGUUAUUUUAAACAUUAAUAAAUUAUUCAAUUUCUAAAUUAAGUUUUUAGUCCAAGGUUAGUCCAAGGGUUUUCAUUUAAUUUACGUUUGGAUAGUUCUGUAGUUAAUGGAUGGCUUGUGCAAUAAAAUUAAAGAUGUUGAUUAUAAUGUUUGAAUUGAUCAGGUUAUUUUCAUCUUUCCCUGUGACUUCCUGUCUCACUUCCUGUGUUUUUGUGACAGUUGAGGUCACAUGACCCCAUUAGCCCUGACAAUGUAGAAACACUAGCUUCCAGAAUUUAUCACUGCUUUUCUACUUUAUAUUCACAGUACUGACAAAUCAUAUGCCAUGUAAAUUGUAUAUAAUGAAGCUGACUGUUGCUUUAGUAAAACAUUUUGAGAGACACUAAUUAAAGUCCUAUUUGCAAUAUUUGUU
This is a messenger RNA of Hypomesus transpacificus, 7046 nucleotides long. It is a transcript of the gene golga4, whose product is annotated as golgin A4. The record is from RefSeq and is a predicted model, not a curated record. The transcript has 25 exons. Gene Ontology annotation, biological process: Golgi vesicle transport. NCBI's taxonomy places the organism in Eukaryota, Metazoa, Chordata, Actinopteri, Osmeriformes, Osmeridae. The coding region runs from base 139 to 6420 and encodes 2093 amino acids. Gene Ontology annotation, cellular component: Golgi apparatus. Gene Ontology annotation, molecular function: small GTPase binding.